Oreochromis niloticus (Nile tilapia) is the source of this 5349-nucleotide messenger RNA. Its product is annotated as histone-arginine methyltransferase CARM1. The record is from RefSeq and is a predicted model, not a curated record. The transcript has 14 exons. Gene Ontology annotation, molecular function: histone H3R2 methyltransferase activity. Bases 60 to 1547 code for a protein of 495 amino acids. Lineage: Eukaryota; Metazoa; Chordata; Actinopteri; Cichliformes; Cichlidae. Gene Ontology annotation, biological process: peptidyl-arginine methylation, to asymmetrical-dimethyl arginine; chromatin remodeling.
CCUCCUCCUCCUUUUUUCUGUUUUUCUUUCCAAAGAGCAGCUUCCUUUUACACUGAAAAAUGGAGGCGAGAAGUGAUCAUUCACUGGCUUUCUCUGUCAGGGUCUUCACUCUGCAGGAAAAGGAGGAGCAGGUUCAAGGAGAGGUGAGCAGAGACCAGCAUGUGAAUGUAUGCAGACAGAGAAACGACCAAGAACUCACUCUUCAUCUCACCACAGGACAGGAAGUUCAGCAGGUAACUGUGCAGGAUGCCAACAAAGCAUUGGUUUUCCAGUUUACUGUUUCCGAGGAGAUGGACUGCUGCCAGGUUGGAGGUCAGUCCUUCUUAGUUACCAACAACAACAACUUCAGUCUUCUGCUGCAAUUCAAAACUCCAGCUGAUAUGCAGAACUUCCAGAGAUUACUGAAGACUGAGGAAAAUGAAGAGAACGGGAAAGGUUGGAUUGAAGUACAUCAGGGAGGCAAUAAGGAUGCAGAGAGAGGACCAACAAUGUUUAACAAAAGGAUUGAAAAGAACCCUGCACAGUGCUACCAGUUCCACAGCUGUCUGACCCAGCAGCAAAGCCUGCUUCAGGACUACUUGAGGAAUGCCACCUAUCAGAAAGCCAUUUUAGUCAAUGAGGCUGACUUCAGAGACAAGGUGGUUCUGGAUGUGGGCUGUGGUUCUGGUAUUCUGUCUUUUUUUGCAGUCCAGGCAGGGGCUGCCAGAGUGUAUGCUGUUGAGUCCAGCCCUAUGGCCAAGUAUACACAGAUCCUGGUCGAGGAUAACCGUCUCUCUGAGCACAUCAGGGUCUUUGAGGGGGAGGUGGAGCAGGUCAAUCUUCCUGACAUGGUGGAUGUCAUCAUCUCUGAGCCCAUGGGUUAUAUGUUAGUUAACGAAAGGCUCAUGGAGAACUUCUUGUUUGCCAGGAGAUGGCUCAAACCCAAUGGUGUGAUGUUUCCCUCCUAUGGAGACAUUCACGUGGCUCCUUUCAGUGAUGACCAGCUGUACUUUGAGCACUACGCACGGGCCAAUUUCUGGCAGCAGAGGAGCUUCUAUGGUGUGAACCUGAGUGCUCUUCACAAUGCUGCGGUGGAAGAGUUAUUCAGGCAGCCUAUAGUGGACACAUUUGAUGUUCAUAUCCUGAUGGCCAGGUCUGUCAAGCACUGCAUCAAUUUCAUGGAAGCUAAAGAAGAGGAUUUACUCAGAAUAGAGAUUCCCUUUGUGUUUACUCUGCUCCAGUCUGGUCUGAUCCAUGGACUUGCCUUCUGGUUUGAUGUGGCCUACCUGGGAUCCAAGGCCACAGUAUGGUUCUCCACUGCUCCCACAGAGCCUCUGACCCGCUGGUCCCAGGUCAGAUGUCUACUUCAGACGCCGCUCUUUGCCAAGCUUGGACAGACUUUGUCUGGGACAGUCCAACUGGCUGCUAACAACAGACAAAGCUAUGACAUCCACAUCACAGCUACAGUGGACCAAUCAGGCUUCAGAUCUGGGAACAUCCUGGAUCUCAAGAAUCCUUUCUUCAGAAGUUACCCAAGUGGAAAUCUUCAAAGUUCAUUUUGUCAGUAGACCAAAUUUAAACAUGAGUACCAUGGUAAAAGGUCAAAAAAAGAAGAAGAAAAAAGAGUAAUGUAUAGUUGUCCAAAAUUUGUACAGUUCAUGUAAGUUCUAUGUUCAUAAAUAUCCACCCAUCCAUCCAUCCAUCCAUCCAUCCAACAUCUUCUGUUUAUCUGGGCAUGGGUCGCGUGGGCAGCAUUCUAAGCAGAGACGCCAAGACCUCCCACUUCCCAGCCACCUCCUUCAGCUUAUCCAGGGGAACACCAAGUUUUCCCAGGCCAGCUGAGAGAUGUAAUCUCCCCCAGCAUGUCCUGGGUCUGCGUGGGGCCUCCUUCUGGUGGGACAUGCCCAAACACCUCACCCAGGAGGCAUCCUAAUCAGAUGCCAGAACCACCUCAAUUGGCUCCAUGCUUCUACUCUGAGUCCCUUUCAAAAGACUGAACUCCUCACACUCUCUCUAAAGGAGAGGCCAGCUACCCUUUGGAAAAAACUAAUUUCUGGCACUUGUUUCUGCGUUCUUGUUUUUCUUUCAGUCACCAUCCAGAGCUUGUGACCAUAGGUGUGGAUAGGGAUGUAGAUCAACCAGCAAAGCGACAGCUUAGCCUUCUACACUAUGACAAGCUGGUAUAGCCCCAAUCUCUCUGUCAGUCUCUUGUUUCCCUCUCCCCUCAAUCAUGAACAAGACCCUAAGAUAUGUAACCCUUUGGGGUCCACGGAUGCGCCAGCGCAUCCAAAUCACAUGACCAAUUUAAGAUGACAGAGCAAUAAGUUGGAGCCACCCUGAGUCUCCAUUUUAACUUGUGUUGAAAAUGUGGACUUCAAACUAUAUACCAGUUUUUAAAUUGUGUUGAUAGGCCAUGUAAUACCAGAGUUAGGAUUAAAUAAAAUAUGCAAUGUUUUUUCCUGAAUACUAUCGUAAUGUUUACUGCAGGAAGAAGAGCACAAGAGCAAAAGAAAGAGCGAGAUAGCCAGUUUUGAAAUGUGAGAGAUUUGUGACGUUUAGUGUGUUUGGAGUGUGAAGUUAGUCUGUUGUCUUGUGUAGUUAGUAUUUAGUGUAGUUGUUUGUUUUGUUUUGUGUGUCAAAAUACCUCCUGCUUCCAGGCCUGCAGGUAUCAGGCUGGUUAUGUGCUCCUCUGUCUUAUGGUGGACAGAAAUGAUUUUUUUGGAGUGGCACAAAUAAUUUGUGCAGCAUCUUAUUUGAUACAAAACACCUGAUUGUUCUGUAAACUGUUUUAAAUGGUUACAAAAAAAUAACACCUGAUGCCUUGGCUGCAUUUUUAGGAAAACAGUUGCAUAUAACUUUGUCUGCAAAAUUUGUGCAUAUGUUUUUAAAAUGUACAAUUUCUAUUUUCAUUUUAAACAAAAAAUAAUUCAUUAAACAUGUUCAUGGUUUUUGCAGUAAAAAAUAUAUACAUUUUUUACACUGAUUUUAUGUUUUAUGUCUGAUUUUAGAUCAACUGUGUUAAUAAAAUUGGUCAAAAUUGAAGAAAUUGCUGUAAAUUCAGACAUGUGAGGUUGUGUUGAUGCCAAACAAGGCAAGAUAAAUAGUUUUUAAAGGUGAAAUAUAGAGGUAAAAUCAAAAGUAAUUAAAACAGCCAAGUAUACCCUGGACCUCAGAGGGUUAAACUCCUCUACUUGGGGCAGCAAGUCAUUCCUGGCCUGAAGCGAGCACUAUAUACUCUUUUCUGGCUGAAGACCAUGGCCUCAGAUUUGGGGGUUCUAACCUCAUGCCUGCCACUUCCCACUCUGCUGCGAACCUUUCAGUGUGGGAGGGUAUCACUAGCAAUGAGGCCACCAAAGUGAAAUCCUUUCACCACCUGGGUUUGCCUAGAAAUUCUUUCCAUAAAAAUCAUGAACAGAAUAAACAGUGACAAAGCAGCCCUGGCAAAGUUUUGAACUCAUCAGGAACUUACUCCUGGCAAUGCGGACCAAGCUCCUUGCAACAGUUGUACUGAGACUGAAAGGCACGUAGCAAUGGGCCAGACACCUGAUACUCAAAACACGCCCUACAGGACACUCCGUGGGACGCGGUUGAAAGUUUUCUCCAUGCCCACAAAACAUGUGUAGACUGUUUGGGCAAACUUCCACGCACCCUCAGAUAUCCUUUAGAGGAAACUGAGGAAUGUGAUCCCCAUGUAGUUGGAGCACAGCCUCGAGUCCCCUGUCUGAAAGAUGGGAACCACCAACUGAGUCAGCCAAUCUGGAGGCACCACCCUCCAGAUCUCUAUGUGAUGUUGCAGAGACAGCCCUACAACAUCCAGAGCUUUUUGGGAACUCAGGGGGAACCUUGUCAAACCUAGGGGCCCAGCUACCAAGGAGCUGUUUAACUACCUCAGUGAUCUUGUCCCCAGUGAUGGGCGGGUCUUCCCCUUGUCACUAGACUCUGCUUCCUCUACAGAAGGCGUGUCUGUGAGAUUAAGCAGGUCCUUGAAAUAUUCCUUCCACUGCCCAACUAUAUCCCCAGUUGAAGUCAGCACCACCCCACCUCUACUGCACACAACGUAAGGGCAGCACCGCUUUCCCUACCUGCGCCAUGUUGCACUUGUUCUACCCAUCAGCUGCCUCUGAAAUCCCACAAGCUAACCAAGCCCAACAGAACUCCAUCUUCAGCUUGAUAGCUCUCUUUAGGUCUGGUGUCCACCAUCUGGUUUAGGGAUUACCACCAUGACAGGCACCAACCACCUUGCUGUCAAAACUCCUUGCAGCUGCUUCAGCGAUGGAGGUGUAGAACAUGGUCCAUUUGAACUCAAUGUCCCCAACUUCCCCCAGAAUGCUGUCGACGUUUUGCCAGAGGAAAGAGUUGAAGAUCGUGCAGACUGGGGCCUCUUCCAGAUGUUCCCAGAGCACCCUCACUAUAUAUUUAGGCGUACCAGCUUUGUUUAGCUUCCUUCUCUGAAACCUGAUGCAACUGACCACCUGGCGAUCAGUUGAAAGCUCAGCUCCUCACUUCACCCAAGUGUACAGAACAUAUGGGCACAAAUCCGAUGGUAUGAUUACAAAAAUCAGACAUCGAACUGCGACCUAGGGCAUCUUAUUGCCUCGUGCACUUAUGGACAUCCCUAUGUUCCAAAAUGGUCCUUGUUAUCCACAAAAGUCAGAAAACCACUCGGGUUCAGAUCAGGCAGGUCUGCUCCACCAUCUUCACUGUUGCUGUCCAUGUUUAGCGUUGAAGUCUCCCAGUAGGAUGUUUCUUCAGGCUGUGCCCAGCCAGGACCCAUGGGCUAAGGCCUGACCACCAGACACUCUCCCUUGAGCUCCAUCGCAAGGGCUGGCUCCAAGGUAAGGCCCCAGUAACACUUUGCUAGGCAGGAUACACUGGUCCCUUGAUUUUAUUCUUUCCUUAGGGGUCAACUGAAUUGUUCUUUGUCUGGCCCCUCACCCAGGACCAAUUUGCCUUGGGAGACCCUUUCUGUUCAUAAAUAAAUAAGAUAUUUUUUGUCUGUGUAUGAAAUUACAUUUAAUUAAAACAAAAGCACUACUCCUGAGAUGGAGAUCCAGUGCAAGUGACCUCUGUAUGCUGUGGUAGAAAGUUGAUCUUCAAAAUCUCCAUGUAUAAUUACCUUAUAUGCCUACAUGUUGUCAAUACAAACAAGGACAAACAGCUUUAAAUAGCUUUAUAUAGGAUUUUUAUCACUUUGACCCUAGAUCUUUCGACUCAAGAGAAGAGGUCAAAUGUGACAUGAUAUUUUAAAUCUUUAUACAGUACUUGCUAUAUGUUGUUAAUACACACCACACUUACUGCAUAUGAAUUAUAGUUUUGAAGCUGAUGUAUGAGGUUUUUUUCCUGAACAAUAAAGCAUUAAGUUGGCUGUCA